Messenger RNA from Harmonia axyridis, 1758 nucleotides. Its product is annotated as neurotrimin-like. Gene Ontology annotation, cellular component: neuron projection membrane. NCBI's taxonomy places the organism in Eukaryota, Metazoa, Arthropoda, Insecta, Coleoptera, Coccinellidae. The coding region runs from base 312 to 1193 and encodes 293 amino acids. The transcript is spliced from 6 exons. The record is from RefSeq and is a predicted model, not a curated record. Gene Ontology annotation, biological process: synapse organization.
UCACGCGUCGCGACACCGGCCUCUACGCGUCCCGACGGUACCGUGCUAGUGCGUCUCUUCGAGCGCGUUUCUUCGCAGCAAUGUCCCGUGCGGUCGGUGAGGAUUUCCGGCUGUUAUUUUAAGGUUUCCCGCGAUAUCGCACGGACAGCAGACAGUGAGAAAUUGUUGAAGGAAAAACCUCCCUUCUUCGGCCGCUCGCAAGCUGAGAUGGAAAAUUGUGGUGCGUCAAUCAUCUCUGGCCUGGGUCUAUUUUGGAAAAUGGUGGGGCAACUGAAAAUCUGAAGACUGUUGCUGGAGAGAAAAGGUGGAAAAUGGCGUCGAAUUUCCGCGGGUUUCUGAUGUGGUGUGUGCUUAUCGCGUUAGUGUUCGGGGAUGGAUUCUACGCUGAGAGGGAACCGCCUGAUACCCCGGUGAUCCGUCACAGACGCAGCUACCAGUCGAGGAACAAGACCGUCCUCAACCAGAACCAAGACAAGGAACGCAACCUCGUUUUCGCCACAGAGAACUGUACAGUGGUGGUAGCUCAGGUCGGCGGUACGGCUACUCUUCCUUGUGUCGUCAGGAAGUUCAGUAAUGGAGUGGUAUCCUGGAUAAGGAAACACGACUACCAUCUACUGACAGUUGGUUUGGCCACCUACAACACCGACGACCGUUUCUUAGUCGAACACGUGCGUCACCUUCAGAACUGGGGUCUGUUGAUAAGGAACGUUCAGACCACAGACGAGGGUCUCUAUGAGUGCCAAAUAUCCUCGCACCCACCCACCAGCAUCAUCAUCGAGCUCAAAGUGACCAAAGCUUCAGCGGCCAUCCAAGGUGCUCCGGACCUCUACCUGAGGGCUGGUUCUGUACUACGUCUGGUGUGUACCCUGCAGCACUCCACGGAACCACCUGCCUACGUCUUCUGGUACCAUGAACAACGCAUGAUCAACUACGAUCCGGGAGUCGAGGUCAAGGAAAGUAGAGCCUCCAGCGUGCUCCAGGUGCAGGGGGCGGACAAGAGCCACAACGGCAACUAUACCUGCAGCCCCUCCAACACGGUGCCUGCCUCCAUCAUCGUGCACGUGCUGAAUGCGACAGCAGAGGAGAAGCCAGCUGCCAUGCAACACGCAAACUCUAGUCCUACGCUAUCUACGACAGUGAUGAAAUACAGCCUUGUAAUAAUGGUGAUGGUAUGCAGUCUACCAAUAACGUGAUUCCAGCAUCUGUAAAGAUCACUCUUGCCCUGGAGUGUUUCCUCGAAACAAUUAAAAUUAGUGAGGAACGUCUCGGAGUGUUCAAAAACUAUGGCCUGUUUCCUUUGAAGCCUGAGCUAUCUGACUGCAGGAUCAACGCUCGGACACAAAGAAUUCGCGGCAUCCCCUGAAGGAUUUUAUAUUUUCAUUAUCGAAUUCUCUUUCGUAACUUGUUCUCUGUUUUCAGUAAAGAGUGCUGUGCUCAAAACAGCGUGAACAGAUAAUUUGAAAUUGUUGUGAGAGAAACAAUUCCAGAGAUGGGAUUAGCCGAUUCGCUGAUCUAUUGCUUCAGUGCAGAGGUGGACUGUUGAAGUUGUAUACGGACGUUGAAAGAGUUGUUGAAUGUACUUUACUUUUUUUGAAGUGUGGAAGGGAGAGUUUAAAAAUUAUCUAUGAACCCUGUAUAUUUGUACAUACAGCAUGUAAAAUACUUUGAUUGGAUAAUGUGAUGUUGAAAAUAUUCGCUUGCCAAAUUAUAUCCGAAAUUUCAUUUAUUUUUACUCAAUAAAAUGUAUUUGGAAGUGAA